GUUGCGGAGAGUCGUUUCUUGAGAUUUAUGCUAAUUCUCUCAGCUAGCGUUAUGUGCGUCAGGGAAUUAUUCUGUCGAGGUUUUGUGACAACUUAACCGGAGACUGAGCAGUGAUCAGUGUGAAAGAAGAAAACAAUGAUAUCAAGAAGCCCUGAGAUCCAUCAGAAAAGUUCUCUGCCCUCUCUUCUGAAUGCUUACCUCCCACCUGAGUGCAAAAAACAGGGAGAUGGAAAACAGCAGGUUAAGGAGAAGAAGAGAAACCAUGGGGACGACUCCUUGAAAAAUCCCAAAGAGGAUGAAGAUGAUGAAGUGAAAGUCAUGAAGCAAGUCAUGCUCGACCAGCGCCACCUAGAGGCUUACAGGAACCUGCACCGGCUCAGAGAUGCGAUGUAUCUCCACUACUCGGAUUUGUUGAAACAGAAGAUCCAGAAACAGAGGAAGGAGAUGAAGCAACACAGUCUCGCUGCCCACAAACCCACAGAGAAGCCAAGAGGACAGCUACUGAAAGACUCACUGCUGACUGUCUCUUUAUCACCUCCCCUCUCUCAGACAGUGUCAGGACAGAGACUGGCCUUUUCCACUCUUUCUCACGAUGACCAGUACCUGCAGUCCAUCCCUAAAUCCAGCUUUUACUUGAUUGUAGAUCUCCAGAACCACUUGACCAAAUGUGGGCUUCUGAAGACCAGACAGGAUCAUGAGGAAUUCUGGAUGUUGGCGCAGCAGUACCAGCACAGAGCCCAGAAGAAGAUAAAACUCGAGGAUAUUCGAAAGAUGGUUGCGCACAAAUCUGCACCAAAUUUUACUCUAAGAAAAACCAUCCAAGAUGCACAAGGUCAGCCAAAGAUGGGUCACUUCAGCCAGGCUGAAAAAAGCUUCAAGGAAAAAAAUACUCAUUCAGAGAAAGCAGUCUGUGAAGGCACCACCCAUCAGCAUGGCAAACACGAGAGGGAACUGGACGAAAUUGAGCAAAUGUUUCCCAAGUUAAGGGUCCCCAAGUUUUUUACACUUCAGCCAGCCUUUAUGGAGCAGUACAAGGCAAUCCAUGCGCACAGUAAUUCUGAGGCGCUAAAGACCAGUAAGAAAAGAGACGUCAAUCUUCAAAAACUGCAUCACAUGUACAGCCUUUCAUUCACCAACAUGGCUUCAUCUCAGAGACUGCUGGACAAAAAUGGACAGUUUACAGACUUUGAAGAGUGCGGUGUUCAUAAUCUGGUCAGUAACAAAACAAAACAGAUGCGCUAUCUGUUCCCCAGUGAAUAUGAGUUAAGAGCAUCAUCAGACGAGAGUCCUGUUGGAGAGACCUUUCUUCCUCGCCUGUCUCACCCCUCUGCCAGUGUUGCUGCCUCUGGUGGUCCAGAGCUCCUUGCCAAUAUCCAGAAGGACACAAUACCCCCCAAUGAAUGGCCAGUGGCUGAAAGGAGCUCUGUGGAGUCUGAGGUGUCACUUUCCCAGCCUACUCACCUUGUGCCUUUAACCAUGGAGGAGCUUUGUCUCAGUAACCCUGUCAUGGAAGCAAAGCAACCUGGAAAAAUCUGGAUCAAUUAUCUCAAGGAUAACGCAGAUGAAUUAUCACUGAGAAAUACUGUGCUGGACACUGAAAAUGACACUCGACACUGGCUGGGUGCUUUCAACAAGCAAUGAAUUAGCAAUGCUGGAAAUGGGUGCCAUUGUUUCAUAACUGCAAGACUGUAGUAAUCAUAAAGCAAACAUUGCUUUGUGUAUCGUAGGGCUCAGAAUUGUCACGGGAAAAGAACCAUUUUGUUCAUCUUUAGAGUGUCAUGAAUUGCAAUAUUUGUAUUAUUUUACAUGCACUUUAUUUACAUAAAUACAAUUCCUUUGCAAUCAAUGCAUGGCAGAAGAUACAGCACCUGAUAGGCACAAGGUUAACUAUAGUUUACUUUAUAACUAAAUGAAAUGAAAUGAUAUGCAAAUGAUUUUAAGUCCAGCCCAGAGCCACAGUGGCUCAUCAGACUGGUUUCUAUUGCCUUAAGUGGAUUAGAGGCACAAGACUCCACCUCUUUCCCAGCUGGGAUGCUGGACCUUCACAGUAAAGCAUUUACCAGUGGUAUUAGUUCAUAUAUAAGAUAUGAAUUCAUGAGAAAUUAACUCCUUUAGUGAUAUACAGUUGCAAAUGUAUUCACAAAAGUGUACAAGAUUGUAAUUAAACAGAAUGAAUGGAUACAUGUAAAUAAAUGGAUUUUAAACUGAA
Molecule: messenger RNA, 2209 nt
Organism: Lepisosteus oculatus (spotted gar)
Lineage: Eukaryota; Metazoa; Chordata; Actinopteri; Semionotiformes; Lepisosteidae
Source: RefSeq, a predicted model, not a curated record